AUGAAUUUUUCAACUUGUAAAUAUCCUUCUGAAAAGUCCACCAGAAACGACUCCAUACAUCACAUGAGCCACUCUAAGAUGCGACCAGAGUUGCCGCCUCUGCCUCCAUCUGCCAAUGAAGAACCGUCUGACCUCUACAAGACAGUCAUGUCACACAGCUUUUAUCCUCCCUUGAUGCAAAGGACGUCAUGGACUAAGGCUGUACCAUUCAAGGACCAAAUUCACUAUCGUGGUCCCAGUGAUUCCAUUGCUAACAACUAUUCCAUGAUGGCUCGAGACCUGAAAUUGAGGGACCUGCUGAAGAUCUACCAGCCUGUUACAAUCAUCACCCCAUUUGGAAUGGGGUGUCGGAAAGCAAAAAUGGAUUUAGCCACAGGAAUAGAUAUUUCUGAUUUCCCUGGGAGCCGGCCAAUGAGUCCAGAAGAACAGAUUGAUGUGAUGAUCCAAGAAGAAAAGGAAAUGGCUAAAAAAGAACCUGAACCCUCAAAGUUAGACUUGGAGAGAUAUUAUUAUUAUGUGACUCAUGGGAUUCGGAAAGACAUGAUUGCCCAACAGGAUGAGAAUAUACUUGAACGAAUUCUAAAACUUAUUCCAUCGCACUUGAUAAAGAGUCCCAACCUGGAGCCCUUAUUAAGAAAUCUUGUGGAGGAGAAUGAACAAGACUACUACCACAGUCUCAUGAAGGAUAUUGUUGAUUAUAUUCUGAUGGAUCCACUGGAGAAAGAAAGACUCUUUAUUGCCAGCAUCCCCCACGUGUUUCCUCAAAGAAUAAUUCGAGCACCAGUGCCAUGGAACAAAGAAUAUAAGGCUGCGAAGAUGUGGAAUGAAGAGCAUCUCUUUAUAGUGAAUCCCAUGAUGCUGAUCCUGAAUGAGUUGUGGUUUUCAGAAUUUUGUAACAUCAGGUUUGUUCGAACAGCAGAAUUGCUUGCAGGACCAUUGCCACUAUUACCCAAUGAGUUUUUCAAAGUCAUUAAACAGCACUGCAUUGAAGCUCGUCAAGUUCUUCUUGACAGGUGGAUUCCCACCUGUGCCCAGCAUUUUAUCUCACAGAAGGAUCAUUGGCUUCGUUUUGCUCCCAAGAGUGACUUUGAAUCCUCUCGAAUUAUUGAGGAGUAUUUUGCUUCAGUGGCUUCCUUCAUGUCCCUGCAGCUCCGGGAGUUAGUGAUUAAUUCACUGAAGGAUCUUGUCGAGUUUUUUAUGAUUCACAAGGAUGGGAAUGAUUUUGAUCCUCCUUAUCAAGAGAUGGAGUUUUUCAUCCCUCAGGUAAUCCUCAUAAAACUCAAAGUGGAAGAACCAAUGAUUAUCUUUGAUCCACCUUUUAAGGAAUGCUGGGAUUUAAUCUACAGCUGCUUCAUGGAAAUCAUUAAGAACUCUGAAAAUAUUCCUAAGGUAGAAGUAAACCUUUUCCCAGAGCUCCAAGGAGAUAAUCUGACUCUUGGGACUGUCUGCUCAGAUGAAAUGUUAGUUUCUGACUUUGUGAAGCAAACAGAAGAGGUUUUUGAAAAAAACCAAGUAGGCCCCAGAAAAUAUUUAGAUGUAUACCAAAAAUACAGCAAUCUGUUGGACGGCACUGCAAAACAAGAUGUCACAUCUUUUCUCUCAAAAGUCCAUGACCUUGAUGAUUUCGUGGAGUACAUUGACAGGAUGAAGAAAUUGAAAGGAGAAAUUGCAUCCAUGCACAUCACAGUACCUUUGGCCCUGUUUUGCCUUGAUGCUUUGGCACUAAAUGAGAAUCUCUGUGAUCGGACCAAAGCGCUUAAACAACAGCUGAUUCAAUUCCAAGUUGAUGAAAAUCGAGAGCAGAAUACCAACCUCUGCAACCAGUACAGCAUGAUAGCAGACAAAGUCAGCGAGAUCCCUGCCAACACCGAGGACCUGGUGUUUCUCACGGCAUUCUUAAAGAAGGCCAGUGACGUCACUGUGUUCAAUCUCAGGAGGCAGAUCUCCGAUGCUGCUUGGAGGCUGGAGUUCCUAAUGAACUAUGCUGAUCUUCCCACUGAGGAUAUAAAGUUGAACAGUACCUUGUUCCUCUGGCCUGAUCAGAUCGAGGAAAUCUUUGAAAACAGCCGAACUUUGCUAUUCACCAAGAGGGAACAGGCAGAGAUGAACCUAAUUAAAAGGUGUGCCGAAUUUGAGGGGAGACUUGAGAAUUACUUCAAGGAAGUGGAGAGCUUUAGAAAGAAAGAAGUGGUAAACAUGGAGGAAAUGAAGAACAAUGUUGAAAAACUUAAUGAUUUGACUAAAAACCUGGAAACAGCACUAGUGGAAUUUGAGGCAAUCAACAGAGAGGAGGAGCUGUUAGAAAAGGAGAAGAGUAAGUUCCCCAUUCUGCAGGUGGUGAUGACCAACAAAGUGCCUUUUGAGCAGCUCUGGAUGACAGCUUACAACUUCUUCACCAAAUCAGAAGAGUGGAUGAAUGGGCCUCUGUACACACUAAAUGCUGAAGAAAUCACCGAAGAAGUGGGCAACAUGUGGAGGACAAUGUACAAACUGACCAAGACUUUGAGUGACCUUCCUGGACCCAAGCGUGUAGCCGAAAAUGUCAAAUUCAAGAUUGACAAAUUCAAGAUGCAUCUCCCUAUCCUGGCUAUCGCCUGCAAUAAAGGGAUAAAGGACAGGCACUGGAAGCAGAUCAGUGAAAUAGUGGGGACUGAAAUACAGCCAGAUGAAACAACUUGUCUUUUAAACAUGCUGGAAUUUGGAAUGAGCAAGUUUAUUGAUAAACUUGAACCUAUUAGUGCAGCAGCCAGUAAAGAAUAUUCCCUGGAGAAAAACAUGGAUAAAAUGAAAUCCGAGUGGGCCAACAUGGUUUUUAACUUUUCGAAAUACAGGGACACGGACAUGAAUAUCCUGUGUUCAAUUGAUGACAUUCAGCUAAUACUUGAUGAUCAUGUGAUAAAGACACAGACCAUGUGUGGGUCACCUUUCAUCAAACCCAUAGAAACUGAAGCUCAGAAAUGGGAAGAGAAACUGAUCCAAAUGCAGGGCAUUUUAGAUGCCUGGUUGAAGUGCCAGGCCACGUGGUUGUACCUGGAGCCUAUUUUCAGUUCUGAGGACAUCGUAGCACAAAUGCCAGAAGAGGGAAGGAAAUUUGGAAUUGUCGAUCGUUAUUGGAAGGGCAUUAUGAUCCAGGCGGUGAAAGAUGCCAGAGUGCUUGUAGCCACAGAACAGCCACAGAUGUUGGAUAAACUCAGAGAAGCCAACCUUCUGUUGGAAGACAUCCAGAAGGGAUUGAAUGAUUAUUUGGAGAAGAAAAGAUUGUUUUUCUCCAGAUUCUUUUUCCUAUCAAAUGAUGAGCUGCUAGAGAUCUUGUCAGAAACAAAGGAUCCCCUCCGAGUCCAGCCACAUUUAAAGAAGUGCUUUGAGGGAAUUGCAAGACUUCAAUUUAAUGAAGAACUGGAAAUUUUGGGCAUGAUCAGCUCAGAGAAGGAAAUAGUUCCUUUCGUUGACAAAAUCUACCCAGUUCAAGCCAAGGGCAUGGUCGAGAAAUGGCUUCUUCAGGUGGAACAGACAAUGCUCGCCAGUAUCCGACAUGUGCUUAAAAAAGGGAUUGAUGCUUAUGCCAAGGUUCCUCGAAAGCAGUGGGUUCUAGAGUGGCCUGGGCAAGUUGUAAUCUGUGUCUCAUCUAUCUACUGGACAUCAGAGGUUGCUGAAUGUAUUGUAAAUGAUACGUUACUGGUAUUUCUGGAAAAAAAUAACACGCAGAUUGCAGAGAUUGUUGAGCUGGUUCGGGGUAAAUUAAGCAGUGGAGCUCGGCUGACCCUGGGAGCCCUCACAGUCAUUGAUGUCCACGCUCGUGAUGUGGUUGCUAAAUUAGCCAAAGACAAAGUCAGAGAUCUGAAUGACUUCCAGUGGAUCUCCCAGCUUCGCUAUACUUGGGAAAAUGGGGAUGUGAUUGUGAGAAUGAUCACUACAGAAGCUUUGUAUGGCUAUGAAUACCUGGGGAACUCCCUACGGCUGGUGAUUACCCCCCUCACUGACCGAUGUUACAGGACUUUAAUGGGAGCUUUGAAAUUGAAUCUUGGGGGUGCCCCAGAGGGCCCUGCUGGCACAGGCAAAACAGAAACUACAAAAGAUCUGGCUAAGGCCUUGGCUAAGCAGUGUGUGGUCUUCAAUUGCUCUGAUGGUCUGGAUUACAAAGCCAUGGGAAAGUUCUUCAAGGGCUUGGCCCAAGCUGGAGCGUGGGCCUGCUUUGAUGAAUUCAACAGGAUUGAGGUGGAGGUGCUGUCUGUGGUGGCCCAGCAGAUCCUCAGCAUUCAACAGGCUAUCAUCCGAAAGCUGAAGACUUUCAUAUUUGAAGGCACUGAGAUCUCUCUGAAUCCAACCUGUGCUGUCUUCAUUACCAUGAAUCCUGGUUAUGCAGGUCGGGCAGAGCUUCCUGAUAACCUCAAGGCCUUGUUCCGAACAGUUGCCAUGAUGGUACCUGAUUAUGCAUUAAUUGGGGAAAUCUCCCUAUAUUCCAUGGGGUUUCUGGACUCCCGUAGUCUUGCCCAGAAAAUCGUUGCUACCUACCGUUUAUGCUCUGAGCAGCUAUCAUCUCAGCAUCACUAUGACUAUGGGAUGCGGGCAGUGAAGUCUGUCCUCACUGCCGCUGGGAACCUGAAGCUGAAAUAUCCAGCAGAAGAUGAGAGUGUCCUGUUGCUCCGGGCCUUAUUGGAUGUCAACUUGGCCAAAUUCUUGGCCCAAGAUGUGCCUCUGUUUCAGGGGAUCAUAUCGGAUUUGUUCCCAGGAGUCAUUCUUCCUAAGCCAGACUAUGAGCUUUUCAUUGAAGCACUAAAUGAAAACAUCAAAAAGAUGAAACUGCAAUCAGUACCAUGGUUUAUCGGAAAGAUUAUCCAGAUUUAUGAGAUGAUGCUGGUGAGGCACGGUUACAUGAUUGUUGGAGACCCCUUGGGUGGGAAGACCUGUGCUUACAAAGUCCUGGCUGCAGCUCUGGGUGAUAUGCAUGCAGCCAAUCAAGGAGAUGAGUUUGCUGUUGAGUACAAAAUCAUCAAUCCUAAAGCCAUCACUAUGGGUCAGCUGUAUGGUUGCUUUGACCCAGUGAGUCAUGAGUGGACUGAUGGGGUCCUCGCCACCUCCUUUCGAGAGCAAGCAGCAUCAGUGACUGAUGACCGGAAGUGGAUUAUAUUUGAUGGCCCAGUGGAUGCCGUUUGGAUUGAAAAUAUGAACACUGUGCUGGAUGACAAUAAGAAGCUGUGUUUAAUGAGUGGAGAGAUCAUCCAGAUGAAUGACAAGAUGAGUCUGAUCUUCGAGCCAGCAGAUUUAGAGCAGGCCUCCCCAGCCACCGUCAGCAGAUGUGGGAUGAUCUACAUGGAACCGCACCAACUGGGCUGGAAGCCCUUGAAGGACUCAUACAUGGAAACACUGCCCCCCAACCUCACUGAAGAGCACACUGAACUGGUUAAUGACAUGUUCUUGUGGCUAGUCCAGCCCUCCUUAGACUUUAUCCAUCACCAUUGUAAAUGUAUGGUCCAGACAUCACCCAUCCAUCUUGCCUACUCCAUGAUGAAGCUAUACAACUGUCUGUUUGAUGAAAUCAGAGACGUGAAUGACCCAGACUAUGAAGGAGAAAACUUGACAAGCCAGCAGAUAUUCCUCUGGCUUCAAGGCCUCUUCCUCUUUUCUCUGGUGUGGACAGUGGCAGGAACUAUCAAUGCGGAGAGCAGAAAGAAAUUUGAUGUUUUUUUCCGCAACCUUCUGAUGGGCACAGAUGACUCCAGCCCUCGUCCCAAAAGCGUCAGAAUCACCAAAAACAACAUAUUCCCAGAAAAAGGGAGCAUCUAUGACUUUUAUUUCCUUAAGCAUGGCAGUGGACAGUGGAAUUUGUGGACAGACUACAUCACCAAGGAAGAGCAGAUAAUCCCAGCUACUGCGAAGGUUUCUGAACUCAUCAUCCCAACCAUGGAAACAGCCCGGCAGUCCUUCUUCCUGAGGGUCUACUUGAACCAUGGGAUUCCCAUGCUCUUUGUGGGUCCUACAGGCACUGGCAAGUCAGCUAUCACAAACAACUUCCUGGUCAACCUGCCCAAGAACUUGUUUUUGCCCAACUUCAUCAAUUUCUCUGCCAGAACCUCAGCCAAUCAGACCCAGGACAUUAUUAUGUCAAAGCUGGAUCGGCGAAGAAAAGGUCUCUUUGGCCCACCCAUGGGGAAAAAAGCUGUGGUAUUUGUGGAUGACCUCAACAUGCCGGCCAAAGAGAUAUAUGGGGCUCAGCCUCCCAUUGAACUCCUGAGGCAGUGGAUCGACCAUGGCCACUGGUAUGACAAGAAGGACACAUCCAGGUUGGACAUAGUGGAUGUACUAUUCGUGUCAGCUAUGGGUCCACCAGGUGGGGGAAGGAACAACAUUACAGGACGAUUCACCCGCCAUCUGAAUAUCAUUUCCAUCAAUGCUUUUGAGGAUGAAAUUUUGAGCAGAAUUUUUAGCUCCAUUGUUGACUGGCACUUUGGGAAAGGGUUUGAUGUACAGUUCUUAAGGUUUGGAAAAAUGUUGAUUCAAGCAACAAUGACUAUUUACAAAGCUGCAGUGGAGAAUUUCCUGCCAACUCCCUCCAAAUCUCAUUAUGUCUUUAAUUUACGAGAUUUUUCACGAGUUAUUCAAGGGGUAUUGCUGUGUCCUCACACCCACUUACAGGAUGGAGAAAAACUGAUUCGACUCUGGAUUCAUGAAGUUUAUCGAGUCUUCUAUGAUCGUUUAAUUGAUCAUGAGGACAGACAGCUGUUCUUUGGGAUGGUAAAGGAGACAACAGCUAACUGCUUCAAACAGACUGUUGAGAAGGUCCUGAUUCAUUUAUCACCCACUGGGAAGAUCGUGGAUGAUAACAUCCGUAGUCUGUUUUUUGGAGACUAUUUAAAGCCUGAGGCUGAUGUAAAAGUCUAUGAUGAGAUUACCGACCUGAAAACUCUCACUUCAGUCAUGGAAUAUUACCUGGAAGAGUUUAAUAACAUCAGCAAGGCCCCAAUGUCAUUGGUCAUGUUCAGAUUUGCCAUCGAGCACAUUUCUCGGAUCUGCCGGGUUCUAAAGCAGGACAAUGGCCAUCUACUGCUAGUGGGCAUUGGGGGGAGCGGGCGACAGAGUGCCUCCAAGUUGUCCACAUUCAUGAAUUCAUAUGAGUUGUACCAGAUUGAGAUCACCAAGAACUACACCAACAAUGACUGGCGGGACGAUAUAAAGAAGAUUAUGCUUCAGGUUGGAGUGACCAGUAAGAGCACAGUAUUCCUGUUUGCUGACAAUCAAAUCAAGGAUGAAUCAUUUGUUGAGGACAUCAAUAUGCUCCUGAACACAGGUGAUGUGCCCAAUAUCUUUCCUGCUGACGAGAAGGCCGACAUUGUGGAAAAGAUGCAAACAGCAGCCAGGACUGAAGGCAGGAAAAUUGAUGCCACACCUCUUGCUAUGUAUACCUUCUUUAUUGAGAGGGUGAAAAAAAAUCUACACAUUGUCCUAGCCAUGAGUCCUAUUGGAGAUGCUUUCCGUAACCGUCUACGAAUGUUCCCUUCUUUGAUCAAUUGCUGUACCAUUGACUGGUUCCAGACUUGGCCAACAGAUGCAUUAGAGAUGGUGGCCAACAAGUUUUUAGAAGAUGUGGAGCUCGAUGAUGACGUUCGAAUACAGGUUGUGUCCAUGUGCAAGUAUUUCCAGGAAAGUGUGAGACAUCUCUCGGUAGAUUUUUUUGGUACACUACGAAGACACAAUUAUGUUACUCCAACAUCUUAUCUUGAAUUGAUUCUGACCUUCAAAACACUACUAAAUAGCAAAAGACAUGAGGUGGAUAUGAUGAGGAACCGUUACCUGGUGGGGCUUCAAAAACUUGACUUUGCAUCAUCACAGGUGGCUGUAAUGCAGGUAGAACUAACUGCCCUUCAACCCGAGUUGAUCAAGACCUCUGAAGAGACUGAGAAGAUGAUGAUAAAAAUUGAAGCAGAGACAGUGGAAGCAGAUGCUAAGAAGCUAAUGGUUCAGGCAGAUGAACAAAAGGCCAAUACUGCUGCUGCCAUUGCACAAGCUAUUAAGGAUGAGUGUGAGGGUGACCUGGCAGAGGUCAUGCCAGCACUGGAGGCUGCCCUUGCUGCAUUGGAUACCCUGAAUGCCUCAGAUAUCACCAUGGUAAAGUCAAUGCAGAACCCUCCUGGCCCUGUCAAACUUGUCAUGGAGAGUAUCUGUGUCAUGAAAGGACUGAGACCAGAGAGGAAACCUGAUCUGAGUGGUAGUGGUAAGAUGAUAGAAGACUACUGGGGUACAUCUAGGAAGGUCCUUGGGGAUCUGAAAUUCUUGGAGAGUUUGAAGACCUAUGAUAAAGAUAAUAUCCCUCCCUUGAUCAUGAAGAGGAUCCGAGAAAGAUUCAUUGACCACCCAGACUUCCAGCCAGCAGUCAUUAAGAAUGUAUCAUCAGCUUGUGAGGGCUUGUGCAAGUGGGUGAGGGCCAUGGAAGUAUAUGAUCGAGUGGCCAAAGUGGUGGCCCCCAAGAGGGAAAGAUUGAAAGUGGCAGAAGGGAAGCUGGAUGAACAGAUGUCAAAGUUAAAUCUAAAACGAGGAGAGUUGAAGCUGGUGGAAGAUCGUCUUCAAGCCUUGAAUGAUGAAUUUGAGGCCAUGAACUUGAAGAAAAAGGCAUUAGAAGACAAUAUUGAACUCUGCUCCCAGAAGUUAGUCCGGGCAGAGAAACUGAUCAGUGGCCUUGGGGGAGAGAAAGACCGAUGGACAGAAGCUGCCCGGCUAUUGGGGAUUCGUUAUACUAACCUAACAGGGGAUGUAUUGCUGUCCUCAGGCACUGUGGCUUAUCUGGGGGCCUUUACAGUAGAUUAUCGCACUGACUGCCAAAAGCAAUGGCUAGAGUAUUGCAAGGCAGGAAAGAUCCCAGGCUCUAAUGACUUCAGUCUUAGUAACACCUUAGGAGAUCCUGUAAAAAUUCAAGCCUGGCAGAUUGCUGGACUACCCAUAGACUCUUUUUCCAUUGAUAAUGGCAUCAUUGUGUCCAAUUCAAGACGAUGGGCUUUAAUGAUUGAUCCACAGGGGCAGGCCAAUAAGUGGGUCAAAAAUAUGGAGAAAUCCAAUAAACUCUCUGUAAUCAAGCUUUCUGAUGAUAACUAUGUGAGGGUACUGGAAAAUGCUAUUCAAUUUGGCACUCCAGUCUUACUAGAAAACAUUGGAGAAGAGCUGGAUGCUUUCAUUGAGCCCAUCUUACUCAAGUCAACAUUCAAACAGCAAGGGGUAGAGUACAUGAGAUUAGGUGAAAAUAUUAUUGAAUACUCGAGAGAUUUUAAACUUUAUAUUACAACCCGUUUGAGAAAUCCCCAUUAUCUCCCUGAAAUAGCUGUGAAAGUCUGUCUCCUCAACUUUAUGAUCACUCCUCUGGGUCUCCAAGAUCAACUUCUUGGUAUUGUUGCUGCCAAGGAAAAGCCAGAGCUAGAAGAGAAGAAGAACCAAUUGAUUAUUGAAAGUGCUGACAACAAGAAGCAGCUGAAAGAGAUAGAAGAUAAGAUCUUAGAGGUCCUCUCCAAGUCUGAAGGCAACAUUUUAGAGGAUGAAACUGCCAUUAAAAUUCUGUCUUCUUCUAAAGUGCUGUCUGAAGAAAUCUCUGAGAAGCAGAAAAUUGCCUCAGUGACAGAAACACAGAUUGAUGAUACAAGGAUGGGCUACAAGCCGGUGGCUGUUCAUUCUUCCACUGUCUUCUUUUGUAUUUCUGACUUGGCUAACAUUGAACCAAUGUACCAAUAUUCUCUGACCUGGUUCAUCAACUUGUAUGUACAGUCCCUGGCCCAUAGCCAGAAGAGUGAGGACUUGGAACAUCGUAUAGGGAACAUCAUUGACCACUUCACAAUAAGUAUUUACAACAACGUCUGUCGUUCCCUGUUUGAGAAGGACAAGCUACUUUUCUCUCUCCUCCUGACUAUUGGGAUCAUGAAAAGGAAAGGUGAAAUUAAUGAUGAAGUCUGGCGCUUUCUUCUGACAGGAGGUGUAGCUCUUAAUAACCCCUAUCCCAAUCCAGCUCCUGAAUGGUUGUCUGAAAAGUCAUGGGCUGAGAUUGUCCGUGCAUCCCAGCUGCCCACUCUUGGAGGUCUGAAAGAGGAUGUGGAAAGCUAUGUUUUGGACUGGAAGGGGAUCUAUGAUUCUGCCAAGCCCCAUGAAGAACCAUUCCCUAGGAACUGGGAAGUUCUUUAUGGAUUAGAUCGUUUGGUGGUUCUCCGAUGUCUGCGACCUGACAAAAUUGUUCCAGCUGCCCAGGACUUCAUUGUUUAUAACAUGGGAAAGACAUACAUUGAACCACCUACAUUUGACCUUCAGGGAUCCUACAAUGAUUCUAACAGCUGUGCUCCAUUGAUUUUUGUGUUGUCUCCAGGUGCUGACCCAAUGGCAGGUCUGCUCAAGUUCGCAGAUGAUCUUGGCAUGGGAGGUAGCAGCAUUCAAACGAUCUCCCUUGGCCAGGGCCAGGGCCCCAUUGCUGCCAAUAUGAUUAACAGAGCCAUCACUGAGGGCACCUGGGUGGUCUUACAGAACUGCCAUCUAGCAACCAGCUGGAUGCCUACUUUGGAGAAGAUAUGUGAGGAAGUGAUUAUUCCUGAGAACACCAAUCCAGCCUUCCGGCUGUGGCUAACCAGUUAUCCAUCAGAGAAGUUUCCCGUCAGCAUCCUCCAGAAUGGAAUCAAAAUGACCAAUGAGCCUCCCAAAGGUGUCCGAGCCAAUCUGUUGCGCUCCUACCUCAAUGACCCUAUCUCAGAUCCCCUCUUCUUCAACAGUUGUGAGAAAGCCAAGAUUUGGCACAAAUUGUUGUUUGGCCUCUGUUUCUUCCAUGCCAUUGUUCAAGAGAGAAGAAACUUUGGACCCCUAGGUUGGAAUAUCCCCUAUGAAUUCAAUGAGUCUGACUUGAGAAUCAGCAUGCGGCAGAUCCAGAUGUUCCUGAAUGAAUAUGAGGAAGUGCCAUUUGAGGCUCUGACCUACCUAACAGGUGAAUGUAAUUACGGUGGCAGAGUGACUGAUGACAAAGACAGACGCCUCCUCCUAUCCCUUCUUUCCAUAUUCUACAAUAAGGAUAUAGAAAUCGACUAUUACAGCUUGGCUCCUGGGGGCAUCUACUUUGUUCCACCGGAUAGUACAUACUUGGCCUACAUUGACUACAUAAGGAGCUUGCCCAUAGCAACCCACCCUGAAGUUUUUGGCCUUCAUGAGAAUGCAGAUAUCACCAAGGACAACCAGGAGACCAAUCUACUGCUUAAUGGAGUAUUAUUGACACUCCCCAGGCAAAGUGGGGGAGCUGGCAAGUCUCCUCAGGAAGUGGUUGAAGAGCUGGCUAAGGAUAUCCUAUCCAAACUUCCUCAGGACUUUAACCUGGAAGUGGUUAUGAACAUGUACCCUGUGGUCUAUGAAGAGUCCAUGAACACUGUCCUGAGGCAAGAGCUCAUUCGAUUUAACAGACUUACAACAGUGGUUCGGAGCAGCUUGAUCAACCUGGGUAAAGCCAUUAAAGGCCAAGUCCUAAUGUCUUCAGAGUUAGAAGAUGUCUUCAGCAGUAUGUUAGUGGGAAAAGUGCCAGGCAUGUGGGCAUCUAAGUCCUACCCAUCACUGAAGCCGCUAGGUGGCUAUGUGGCUGAUCUCCUAGCACGUCUGGCCUUCUUCCAGGAGUGGAUCAAUCACGGAACCCCCAGCGUGUUCUGGAUCUCAGGAUUCUACUUCACACAGUCCUUUUUGACAGGCGUUUCCCAGAAUUUUGCUAGGAAGUACUCCAUUCCCAUUGAUCACAUUGGAUUUCAGUUUGAGGUGAUCUCACAGGAAUUAACAGUAGAAGAGAAGCCAGCAAAUGGGGCCUAUGUCAAAGGCCUUUUCUUGGAAGGAGCUCGGUGGGACAGGAUUGCAAUGCAGAUUGGAGAGUCUUUCCCUAAAAUCCUUUAUGACCCUCUUCCCAUUAUUUGGCUCAAACCAGGGGAAAGUUCCACAUUCCUGCCUCAGAGCAUUUAUCUGUGUCCUGUCUACAAAACAAGUGCCCGGAGAGGCACCCUGUCCACUACAGGCCACUCAACCAACUAUGUUCUUUCCAUUGAGCUCCCUACAUUCCUGCCCCAGAAGCACUGGAUAAACCGUGGAGUGGCAUCACUGUGCCAAUUGGAUGAUUAAAAAAAUAAUCUACUACUUA
Vombatus ursinus (common wombat) is the source of this 12121-nucleotide messenger RNA. Its product is annotated as dynein heavy chain 3, axonemal-like. Bases 1 to 12102 code for a protein of 4033 amino acids. The transcript has 61 exons. Gene Ontology annotation, molecular function: ATP hydrolysis activity; dynein intermediate chain binding; dynein light intermediate chain binding. Gene Ontology annotation, biological process: microtubule-based movement. Gene Ontology annotation, cellular component: dynein complex. Lineage: Eukaryota; Metazoa; Chordata; Mammalia; Diprotodontia; Vombatidae. The record is from RefSeq and is a predicted model, not a curated record.